CAGCCGCGCAUGCGCGUGGAAAGCCUCGCGCUCUGUCAGCGGCAUCGUCCAACCUGAGAGAAAUUAGAACAACGCACCGUUUUAAAGGCGCCCGUUCUGAAAUAUUCUAAUUCUUCUCUUUCUGUAUUCGUGAAGAGGAGGAGGUAGGAGGAGAAGGAGGAAGGAAGGGGUGGCUUCCAUUCAGGCAUAUAUUAUAACACGCACACCCCUACAUCCAUUUGGUUUCUUCCGUCCAACGUGCCAGCAGGCGGCGAGUGCGCAUGCGCAAAGGUUGUUGACGUUGGGCUUGGAGAGUUGGCUCCUUCUGUCUGCCCACCAUGGUGACAGAACAGGAAGUUGAGCAAAUCGGGCAGGUGCUGGCGGACCCCCAGCGGUCACUAACAGCCCGCUUCCGGGCACUGUUCACCCUCCGCAACGUGGGAGGCCCCGCAGCCAUUGAAUGGAUCGGCAAGGCUUUUGCGGAUGAUUCUGCACUCCUCAAGCACGAGCUGGCCUAUUGCCUGGGACAGAUGCAGGACGAGCGGGCCCUCCCCAUCCUCGUUGCUGUCCUCCAAGAUCAGCGCCAAGAAGCCAUGGUCCGCCACGAAGCCGGGGAGGCAUUGGGAGCUAUUGGGAACCCCAAAGUCCUGGACAUCUUAAAGCAGUAUUCCGACGAUCCCGUAAUUGAGGUCGCGGAGACGUGUCAGUUGGCCGUAAAGCGGAUGGAGUGGCUGCAGGCACACAGAGGUGGGCCUGUUGCAGGGCCGUACCGCUCUGUGGACCCAGCGCCCCCGUCUGAGGAGGCCGACGUGGGGAAACUGAGGCAGGUGCUGCUGGAGGAGUCGCGGCCGCUGUUUGAGCGCUACCAGGCCAUGUUUGCACUCCGCAACCUGGGAGGAGAAACUGCCGUCUUGGCCUUAGCGGAGGGCCUCCGGUGCGGGAGCGCCCUCUUCCGCCACGAAGUUGCCUACGUCCUAGGACAGCUGCAGCACGAGGCGGCUGUCCCACAGCUUGUGGCCUCUUUGGAGAGCCCCACCGAGAGCCCCAUGGUGCGCCACGAGUGUGCUGAGGCCCUGGGCGCCAUCGCCAAGUCCUCCUGCCUGGCUGCCUUGCGGGACCAUGCCAGGGACGCCGAGCGGGUUGUACGCGAGAGCUGCGAGGUGGCCCUGGACAUGUACGAGCACGAAAACAACGCCAAUGAGUUCCAGUACGCUGACGCACUUGGCCAGCUCAAAACCUCAGACUGAGCACUGGUCCCCCCCCCCCCUUUCCACACUUUUUGAAACAUCCUAUACUCCGUGGUCAUAUUCUCUUUUAAGUUAUUACCUUUCUCUCGGUGAGGGGGCCUGGUGGCAUCGAGGGUCCAAGAACUCCAUUUUGGUAAUGGUACCUAUUUAAAACAAAACUUUUGUAGAGUUUGGCAACAUCCCUUUUAUGGACUUUUAUGGUGGGCUUCCAAGUAUUAUAUUGUAGCGUUUGGCAACAUCCCUUUUAUGGACUUUUAUGGUGGGCUUCCAAGUAUUAUAAUCCAGUCUGGUCACUUUUGUGGACUCUUGGGGAAAAGCUCAUUGCCUUUCUGUAAGAAAACGGGGGAUUUUCUGAAUGUGAUCAUGGGCUUUGGGAACAAUAUCUCAAUAGCUGGCAAUGGGAAAAUUCAUCUAUAUGCUGCUAUGGGAAAGGAGUAACUUCAGGAGCAAUAUCUCAAUAGAUGGCAGUGGGGAAUUUCAUUUGUAUGCCACUAUGGGGAAAUAAGAGCUUAAAGUGCAAUAUGUCCAUCGUCCAUUACUAUGGACAAGUAGUAACUUCAGGGGCAAUCUCUCAAUCGAUGCCAGUGGGGAGUUUCAUCUAUAUUCCGCUAUGGAUGAAUACUAGCAAUAUCUCAAGAGCUUCCCAUUGCAAAUGCGUACAGUUUACAAAGCUUGCUCAGCUACUCGUUCUUCCAGGAGGAGAUUAUUUUGCCGGAAACUGUUUUCUUUGUUAAGCAGGGAAAGAAGGCAAUGGGGAAAAAUAAAAACUGCUAUUUCCCAA
Molecule: messenger RNA, 2007 nt
Organism: Anolis sagrei ordinatus
Lineage: Eukaryota; Metazoa; Chordata; Lepidosauria; Squamata; Anolidae
Gene: DOHH
Product: deoxyhypusine hydroxylase
Biological process (GO): peptidyl-hypusine biosynthetic process
Molecular function (GO): deoxyhypusine monooxygenase activity
Source: RefSeq, a predicted model, not a curated record